AAAAUUGAUGUAUAAUACAACCAAACAAAAACCAGCGGUCCGAUACAAUCCCACAACACGCCCACAAUUCAUCCAACGGAUGAGUCCCAAGUUACACAUGAAUUGUGUUCUACUGUCCGAGCUUUAAUUUUCUCAAUCGAGGGCGGUGGUAUUGGAAAUCAAUUCUAUUGAAAUCGAAAUUCUUGUAUAGGAAAUCAUUGGAAUCAUUUCCAGGUCUAUCGAUAUACCUGAAUAGAAUUAGUGAAUUAUCCAUAAAAAUGAGCAAAGAGGAGGAGGAUAAACGGAAUACGAAUAAUCCAUUCCAACAACCAAAUAGAGGUUAUCAAGGUAAAGAGGAGGAGGAAGAGAUGAGGCUAUUUGGAGUUCUAAUGUUUGGGUUAAUUGGAGCUACUGCAACUACCUUAGCCGUUACCAAAUUCAGAAGGACAGUUGACUGGGUAUACUCACAGUUGAGCAGGUCUAGAUCAUCAUGGAAUGGUUCAAAUGGUGGUUCAUUUCGGACAAGUUUUCAGGAGGAAGCAUGGAGAAGAUAUAAUCGCCGAAUGCGGGAAGAGUAUGAAGAAGAGAUGGAAAGAGUGGAGCGAAUUCGUCGAAUGCAAAGCGUAUUCAACAGAGAGAGAAACAAACACCAAAGGAAAUAUGAGAGCUGGGCAGAACAUGGUUCAGGUGCGUAUCAUCAACAUUUUCAAAGGAAUGAUUGGUACUGGAAGGCAGAUACAUCACACAGAGAUCGGGCUGAUAAUUUUAGGGAAACUGGUCGUAACAAUGCAAUUGCCCCGUUGUCGCAUCACUACUCGAUCCUUGGUCUUGACAGGAUGAGAACAAAACCAUACACGGACAACGAGAUAAAGUCGGCCUUCAGGGAAAAGGCGAAGAAGCUUCACCCUGAUCAGAAUCAGAAUAACAAAGAGGUUGCUGAAGCAAAAUUUAAGGAAGUUCUGGUGUCUUACGAGGCUAUUAAAUCAGAACGGAAGAACAAUAGAAAACAAUAGGAGAGCUACAUCAGAGGUUGAACACUCAAUGAUGGUGUCAUAUGGUCUCCAGCAUUAACAAGAGACAUCAACACGAUAUUCUGGGAAUACCAUACAUGUUUAUAGCUUUUCGUGUUGUAAAGGACAGCAACGACGAAAGAAACUGGCAGAAAUUUUCAGCUUAGAGCUGCAGGUGUAUUUAUAGUUUGUAGGGCUAUUCAAAUGGGAAAGAGACCUUAUCUUCCAGGUUGCGUAAGUCGAUUUAUAUUGUUUUACAAUAAUAGAAUUUUGUUAACGUUAAUAUGCCUUGCACAAAAUCGUCAUGAGGAAAUUGUUGAUGAAAUUAUGAAAGGUUAAUGUGAUCAAAUAUCAUGAUAAAUAAUAGAAUAAUCCUAUUCAUUGUUA
Messenger RNA from Olea europaea var. sylvestris, 1376 nucleotides. RefSeq lists its product as uncharacterized. Bases 258 to 992 code for a protein of 244 amino acids. The record is from RefSeq and is a predicted model, not a curated record. NCBI's taxonomy places the organism in Eukaryota, Viridiplantae, Streptophyta, Magnoliopsida, Lamiales, Oleaceae. The transcript is spliced from 7 exons.